Molecule: messenger RNA, 6133 nt
Organism: Sciurus carolinensis (gray squirrel)
Lineage: Eukaryota; Metazoa; Chordata; Mammalia; Rodentia; Sciuridae
Gene: Gpat4
Product: glycerol-3-phosphate acyltransferase 4
Exons: 13
Coding region: 1002-2372 (456 amino acids)
Biological process (GO): triglyceride biosynthetic process
Cellular component (GO): endoplasmic reticulum
Molecular function (GO): glycerol-3-phosphate O-acyltransferase activity
Source: RefSeq, a predicted model, not a curated record
GACGGUGGGAGGGGAGCGCCGGAGCGCGGGCUCACGUCAGGCGGCGUAGACAAAGGCGGGCGCGCGCACGUCCUUACGCACGCCUCGGCCAGCGGCGGCAGGCAAGGGCGGGAGGCGCUGUCCGCGGAGGAUUUGGGAGCCCAGGAGCCUCGCGGUCGCUCUGGCAGCAUGUAAACAACCUUUUGCCAAGAACCCAGGUCACCGUGAAAAGGGGACCUUAAGGGAGAAGAAUAUCGAGUACAUCAAUGCCAGGAGCAUCUGGAAUUACACUCACCGCAGGCAGCAUGAGACAUUCAGUGCCACCAUCUGUGUCCUACUGGAGAAGGUUGGGGCUCUCCAGGUAGGAGGGUCCUGGGGGCAGCAAGCGCCAAGAUCCUCUCCAGAGGGAGAAUGGGGCCAGAUACGAACUCUCUACAAUGAACUUGAUUUUCAGCUUAUGAAGGAAUUUUAAGUAAAGCAAUUAUUUAAUUUCCACAUAUUCACAUUCAAAAGCCUUCUGGGUGAAGUACUAGCAGUCACCCUCCUCCACAGGAGUUAUCAGGAUUUUUCUGGCACCAAGGUGAACUCUUCUUGGUACUUCUGGCAAUACAGAUCUGCAGGACAGAUUUAUCUACUGAAUGCUGUGGGGCAGGAAAAGAAAUAAAAUCUCUGGAAGCAGCAUAAGGGUAGCAGAGCAGAGACCCCUCCCUCAGUGCUCAUUUGCACAGAAACUCAGUCUGGACUUGGAUGUUUUUACUAAAGACUUAUCCUGCUGUUUUCACUGUGAAGUUCGUCUAUUCUGGGGAAAUCUGGCAUUCUUGGGCUGCCUCCUGUGGCCCUUUUCUAUUGUCACUCUGCCCCCAACCCUUCUAUGCAAGCAGUUAAUGACGUGAACUUUGGAAUGGAGUUUGUUACUCUUGGAGGACUGACUUCCUUUCACAGGCUGCUCGUGUCAGAAAGGACCAUCUGAAGGCUGUUUGUGCUUGGGGAGGAGGGCACUGGCCUGGCCUGGAUCCUCCACCAUGUUCCUGUUGCUGCCUUUUGAUAGCCUGAUUGUCAACCUUCUGGGCAUCUCCCUGACCGUCCUCUUCACCCUCCUGCUUGUUUUCAUCAUAGUCCCCGCCAUUUUUGGAGUCUCUUUUGGUAUCCGAAAGCUCUACAUGAAAACUUUGUUAAAAAUCUUUGCGUGGGCUACCUUGAGAAUGGAGAGAGGAGCCAAGGAGAAGAACCAUCAACUUUACAAGCCCUAUACCAAUGGAAUCAUUGCUAAAGAUCCUACUUCACUAGAAGAAGAGAUCAAGGAGAUUCGCCGAAGUGGUAGUAGUAAGGCUCUGGAUAAUACUCCAGAGUUUGAGCUCUCUGAUAUUUUCUACUUUUGCCGGAAAGGAAUGGAGACCAUUAUGGAUGAUGAGGUGACAAAGAGAUUCUCAGCAGAGGAAUUGGAAUCCUGGAACCUACUGAGCAGAACCAAUUAUAAUUUCCAGUAUAUCAGCCUUCGGCUUACUGUCUUGUGGGGGUUAGGAGUGCUGAUUCGUUAUUGCUUCCUUCUACCACUCAGGAUAGCUCUUGCGUUCACGGGGAUUAGCCUCCUGGUUGUGGGCACAACUGUGGUGGGAUACCUGCCAAAUGGGAGGUUUAAGGAGUUCUUGAGUAAACACGUUCACUUAAUGUGUUAUCGGAUCUGCGUGCGAGCCCUGACAGCCAUCAUUACCUAUCAUGACAGGAAAAACAGACCAAGAAAUGGAGGCAUCUGUGUGGCUAAUCACACAUCUCCUAUCGAUGUGAUCAUUUUGGCCAGUGACGGCUACUAUGCCAUGGUGGGUCAAGUGCACGGGGGACUCAUGGGUGUGAUUCAGAGAGCCAUGGUGAAGGCCUGCCCCCACGUCUGGUUCGAGCGUUCUGAAGUGAAAGAUCGCCACCUGGUGGCUAAGAGACUGACUGAGCAUGUGCAAGAUAAAAGCAAGCUACCUAUCCUCAUCUUCCCAGAAGGAACCUGCAUCAAUAAUACGUCAGUGAUGAUGUUCAAAAAGGGAAGCUUUGAAAUUGGAGCCACAGUUUACCCUGUUGCUAUCAAGUAUGACCCUCAGUUUGGUGAUGCCUUCUGGAAUAGUAGCAAGUAUGGGAUGGUGACAUACCUGCUGAGAAUGAUGACCAGCUGGGCUAUUGUCUGCAGUGUUUGGUACCUGCCUCCCAUGACCAGAGAGAAAGAUGAAGACGCCGUCCAGUUUGCCAAUAGGGUGAAAUCUGCCAUUGCCAGGCAGGGAGGACUGGUGGACCUGCUGUGGGAUGGUGGACUGAAGAGAGAGAAGGUGAAGGACACAUUCAAAGAGGAGCAGCAGAAACUAUAUAGCAAGAUGAUUGUUGGGAACCACGAGGACAGGAGCCGUUCCUGAGUCUGUGGCUCACACUGGCUGGAGCCACCAUGCCUGAAUCCUGACACGUGAGCCAGCCGGAGUUGUUGCUGCCACUGCUGCACCACCACCACUGCCCCCACUGCUGCAUCCUUCCAGACUCUGGGGCCCUUAGGCCACUCUGGAUCUCAGGACUCCAGCCGCUUCAGAGCCGUGUGGGGAUCCCUGGGCUCUGGGGCAGUAUGGCCUGCCCUUUGCUGACUGAAGUGAAUGCUGCUGGGUGUUGCUACCCAGGACAAGAUGCCUUCUUGUUCUUUUACAAAUAAGUCUGUUGGAGGAAUGCCAUUAAAGUCAGCUCUCCACUUAUGUGUGUUGUGCAGGGCUGAGCAGUUGGGAAGAUCGGCCACGUUCCCUGUUAGGACUUUGGGUGUUAGUCUGUAAUUGUUGCCCACAUGCCAGGGACUGCUGGGGAAGGUCCACCGACUCUUGAGGAGAGGCACUGUCAAUGCCUAAACAUCACCCCCAGCCUUGGAGCUCUGUACACUUGAAAAGAAAAUUGUUUGCAUUCACCAAAACAAAGUUUUAAAUUCUUGUGCUACUGCUAUGGGAAGUCACCAGAGGGGAUGGAAAGAGACCAGGUGUGGACCACUGACUAGUCUGGUGAGAGCCAGGAGUUAUUUUCUGUUCAAACUCCAGGCUGAACCUGAAUUCCCUAUGUAACUUGCUCUAUGUUUAAUGUGUGCCUCAUUUCCUCAUCCAUAAUGUGGAUCAGGAGGGGAAGGGUGAUAAUACCUACCUCACAGGGUUGUUGUGGGGAUUCAAGUGCUGAGUGAAGGACAUGUAACAUGCAGUGUUACAAGUACAGGUUCAUGGGAUGUGGCAGAACAAGGUCUGAGCUCAGUUGCUGCACAGGGCGUUGGACUUGUUUUUGUGAGUAAUAAAACUGAAUGGUAAAUGAAUUGAGGGACUUUCCCUUCACUCUCCCUCCCCUGCAUGUAGCCCUGAGUAACGUGUUUUUUGUCAACGUUAUAACAAUUCUCAUACUUGACUGUAACCCUGGGACCUCCAAGACCCACUUGGUCUCUAGGUGAGGAUAGUUUUGUUCAGGAGAUAAACAUCUCACCUUUGCACAUCUCUGUUAAUUUAGAAUUUCUAGCAUAGACACAGAUUUCUCCACAGUUGGGUACCACAGUAUUUGAGGUAUGUUGAGGAUAAGAUUCUGGAGAUUAGACAAUGUUGGGGACAGUUUGGAUGUGAGGACGAUGGGAAGCAUUAAGUAAAUACAAGGAGGCAAGCGGGGAGCAGAGCGUCCUGGAAAGGGUUGGCAGGGGAGGUGGGAUAGGCAGGAAUAUUGGUGCACCAUGUGCUUCCAUAUAACUGAUAAGGAAACUGCAGUUUUCCUGGGCCUACCAGGCCACUUUGCAGUCACUGUGAAGGCAGAUCCAAAGCCAGACCUUUCUUGUUGGUUCUUGCUUCUGCAGUCCACCAGUUUUGAACUCUGAAGAGAGUAUUGCCUCAGCUCACCAUUUAUCCAUCUGCUCAUCCCUCUGCUACCCCCUCCUCCUUUGUGGCACAAUUAUGGCACCUUCAGGAUUCUGCCUCAACUGUGGUGUCAUAUUUCCAAGGUUGCCCACUGACCUGGGAUUUGUGGAUGUGCUGGAAGUGAGACCAGGCUCCUGAAGUAUGAACCCACAUCAGUCUCAUGCCUGGGGACCAAGUCCCAUUUGACCCUGUGGUGUCACUCAUCCUUGCCACCUUCCUAUCACCUCCCCACAUGGCUUCCUGUUUCCUCCUACUUGCCCCUUUGCUAGCCGGUGGAAAACUUUUUUCUCUCAAAUAAAAAUCCUGUUAAUGACUCUUAAGAAUAGCCUCUUAUGAACUGUUUUAUGUAAUGUUCAAGAAUAAAAAGUGACUUUCCGCUUUUACAGGAGGUGAUGUUUGUAAUGUUUCAAUGCUAAGUUGGAAUGACCUUUAAAAAUUGGUCUUGAAGGUCAAGAUCCCUUUAAAGAAGUUCCUCUAAAAUUUCAUUCAUGAUCUGUUUUAUUUCAUCAUUUGCAUAGGUUUUAAAAUAUGUAUUUUGUUUUUGUUUUCACCUAUCUCACAUUCUGCACACCUGUCAUGACAACAGGAAACAGAAAGGGGGUGAAUUAUACCUGCAAAAAUGAAGUCUCUGGGACUGGGGAUAUAGCUCAGUUUAUAGGGUGCUUCCCUGUCAAGCACAAGGCCAUGGGCUCAAUACCCAACACUGCAAUAAAGAAAAAAUAAAGUCUCUGACAUUCUUAUUUAGUGCCCAUUAAGGGCAUUCAGACCCAUCCUACUGCUUCAUUCUUUUUAACUGGGGCUCCUGCUGACCCCAAGUUGUCAUAAGUCAGAAUAUUUGGUUUUGGAUUGCUGGGUUGGUCUCGUAUGCUAAAACAUGACAACACCUAGAAAUAUAAGGGCUCUUGGGAUCUCAGUCAGAUGGACUUUGAAUAAAACCAGGUGGCUUUAGUGGAGUGAGUAUUGGCCAGCUUCAAUCCUUUUCUGUUACCUUUAUUUCUCUUGAGUCUAUGUCCUGAUUUAGGGACUUAGACUAGGACCUCUACGGCCCUCUCCAUCUCUGGAAUUUUCAUCAUUUUGAAGCCCGUAUUUCAAACUUUGGCUUUGAGCUCUAAAGUCUUCUGGGUUCUAAAAAGUCAAUUUUCAAUCCAUUUGCUCCCUCUAAAAAAAUUUCAGGCUAGCAAGACUAAAUCAUCAAAGGGUAUCUCCUUGUGUAGAGUUGAGUUCCCCCACUGGUUGUAGGCAGUUGUUGAAGUUGGGCCCACACUUCUCUUGGGUUGGGUGAUGGUGGAUCUGAGACAGACUCUUUUCACUCAGCCAUGAGACUUAUCCAGCCAAUUAGAGGAAGAACUUUCUAAUAAGGCUAGUAAAAUUCCCCUGACAGUGGAAACUCAAUAGAAGGCUGUCAGCCAGGCCAGGCUCGGUAAGCUAAGCUUGAUAGAGCAGUUUGAGAUGACGUCCUCGUGACAGUAAAACCAACCUUGGAGCUUGAUUACUUACUACAUUAGACCUCAUUCCCUGUUGCCACCCUUGAGGUGACAAAAAGUCUUGAUAGUGUGAGGUGUGGUCAUCAGGCCAGCAACAAGGGUCUUUGGGUACCAUCAUGUGUUAGACCAUGACAGAACCAGUGCUGGGCGCUAACCCUGCUGUCCUGUGGAAAUGUGUCUCUAACCUACCAUUUCCUUUCUGAAAUUGACCAAAAAUGCAAUUGUCAGUGAGACAGUGUUUCCUGCUGCUCCCCUCUGUGAAAGGUUUCAUUGUCGCAGGCUCCAUCUACCUGCUGCGUGUCUUGGGUGGCCAGACUCUAUUUCUCCAGGUGUGCUCAUCCUGUGUGGCCUGGGACACCCAGACUGGAAGGGCAGCUGCAUGCACACUGACUCUUGGACAGGUUAAGAGACGACCAUCCAGCCAUCCAUCUUCCAUUGCACUCACACCCCUUCUCCCCCCAGUCAAUAUGUCUCUCUCCGAUGGGAAAGUUAAUAAAUUUUGCUCUAGAUUAAAAGUAUUGAUCAUUUCAUUUGUAAACGAUAAAUAAAAAGGGGGAACUUUUCAUUGCACCAGGGGUAGCGUCUGGUGUAUUUUGCUGGUGAAAUUUCUCUAGCUGUUGGUGGGGUGGGCUUCUCAUAUGCAUUCCGGCCGGCCAGCUGCAUUGAUUUCCUAUUAGUCUCCCAGCACCACCCAGUAACACAUCAUUUCAGUACCUGCUAUUAAUGGUCUUUUGAUAAAUAAUCACUUGUAAGUCAAUAAAUUUUUAUUAAACAGUG